GCGCUCGUGAAAUGACUGCUUAAGUAGAGGAGUAGAGGAAGAAGAGAUUACUGUAACAGAGGAGACGAGAAGAGAAUGGGGAAUUCGUUUGGAUGCUCAGCGUCAGGGGAGAGAUUGGUGUCGGCAGCGAGGGAUGGGGAUUUGGUGGAAGCAAAGAUGCUGCUGGAGUUCAACCCUUGCCUCGCCAAGUACUCCACCUUCGGCGGCCUUAACUCUCCUCUCCACUUCGCUGCUGCUAAAGGCCACAACGAGAUUGUUGCUUUGUUGCUCGAGAAUGGUGCCGACGUCAACUCCAGGAAUUACUGCGGCCAGACGGCUUUGAUGCAGGCUUGCCGGUAUGGGCACUGGGAAGUUGCACAGACACUUCUGCUGUUCAGAAGCAAUGUUACUAGAGCAGACUACCUCAGCGGGCGGACAGCACUGCACUUUGCAGCUGUAAAUGGGCAUGUUAGAUGUAUAAGACUCCUUGUGGCGGAUUUCAUCCCUAGCGUUCCCUAUGAAGUUAUCAGUGCUCAGGCCAAUGGCGACAGGGGGGAUGGUUCAAAAUUGAGGACCAAAUACGACCAACCUGCACUAUCCAAGUUUGUGAACAAGGCUGCAGACGGUGGUAUAACUGCUCUUCAUAUGGCUGCCCUGAAUGGAUAUUCGGAUUGUGUACAGCUGCUACUUGACAUUAAUGCAAAUGUCUCAGCUGUAACAUUUCACUAUGGAACAUCAAUGGAUUUGAUAGGAGCUGGAAGCACUCCUUUGCACUAUGCUGCUUGUGGAGGAAACCUAAAAUGCUGUCAGAUCCUUCUUUCAAGAGGUGCUAGCCGGUUGACAUUGAACUGCAACGGGUGGCUGCCACUGGAUGUUGCGAAGAUAUGGAGUCGUCAUUUACUUGAACCACUUUUGACACCCAAUUCUCAGUUGAUAGUACCAACAUUUCCUCCAUCUAAUUAUCUUUCUCUGCCUCUCAUGAGUGUUCUUAAUAUAGCAAGAGAAUGUGGAUUGCAAUCUUCAGUAAUUACAUCUGAUGACAAUGAUACUUGUGCUGUCUGCCUGGAGCGAGCAUGUAGCGUAGCUGCUGAAGGUUGUGGACAUGAGCUCUGCGUUAGGUGUGCACUCUAUCUCUGCUCAACCAGCAACAUCCCUUCUGAAAUGGUUGGUCCACCAGGAUCCAUUCCAUGUCCACUGUGUAGACAUGGCAUAAUAUCUUUUGUCAAAUUGCCUGAUUCCCCAGCGAAGGAGCUCAAAGUACAUCUUUCUCUUGGCCUCUGUACCCCAUGCAUGCUACACCGAUGUGAUCCAGACAUGCCUACAUCAGCCUGGAGACCUGAGAUACGCAAGAAUCGUGUUGCCUCAAUCUCUUCAGAUCUUCUAUGCCCUGUCUCCUGUAGUCCAUUCCCAUCUGUUGCAAUUCCUUUGUGCACAUGCGACGAUUGUCCAUGCCCAUCUCUGGAACCCCAGGAAGGAGAAACAAGAGAGGAAUCUUCUGCUGACACACAAGGCACAUCAGUCGAGGAAGUUAAAAUGGAAGGAACUAGACUUGUGAAAGCUAGUUGUUCAAGUAUUUUCUGGAGCAGAAGAAGCUGCCACAGGGAACAUCUGUGCAAUUCAGAAAUAAAUGCUUGAUUUGUAUAGUGGAGAACCCUGCUUGUAGAAAGCUAGAGUGUUGGUAAGAAACAGAUGCACAGGUGCAUGGUUUUGGUCUUGAUCUGCAGCCGUGGUGGAUAGUCAUUCUGUCUAUGCUUGUUUCACCGCUGCCAACUUCAUUUAAAUAGAAACAUGGUGAUAUCAUUGACCACAUGGAGCUGGAACUUGAAGAGUCUUUGAAAGAUCUUUGAUGAUGGAUUUGUGAUCUCUGUAUGUCUUGAACAUAAGACAUGUAACUGGAUGAAAAUGAAAGUGAGGGAUAUGGGUUACUUUUCGGUUAUAGCAAUGAUACAGACAUUUCUAUUCAUUUUUCCUCAGA
Telopea speciosissima is the source of this 1954-nucleotide messenger RNA. Its product is annotated as E3 ubiquitin-protein ligase XBAT33-like. The record is from RefSeq and is a predicted model, not a curated record. Lineage: Eukaryota; Viridiplantae; Streptophyta; Magnoliopsida; Proteales; Proteaceae. The transcript has 11 exons. Gene Ontology annotation, molecular function: protein binding. Bases 76 to 1614 code for a protein of 512 amino acids.